CCGCUUCUCUUUCACCAUCACCCUCUCCUCUGAGUCAUUCUACGGUCGACUGCGCCCCAGUCACAGCCAAGGAAUAUAUAAGCAUUACGUUUUCUGACUGUCUGCGUGAAGGACCAUAAUGUCAAUAAAUCCCAACGAAGAUACAGAAUUCAACGAUGCUCUUCGGAAGCAUGGUAUUAUCCCCCCACGAGAGCCUACACCUUCAUCGCCAUCACCUCCACCGUCUCCGACGCUAGAAGAGAUGCUGGAGGAUUACACACCUUCCGAGCUCAAAGAGCUGAGUGAAGAUGCUCCUGACGAUGAGACGGAACGCCUGAUCGCUGCCCAUCGACGACAACGUAUAGCCUUGGAAAGAAAUGCUGAGAAAAAAGCCCGGUUCGGACGGGUGUAUCCCAUCGGACGGGACGACUAUACUCGAGAAGUGACUGAUGCAAGCAAGAUCGAUGAAGAGGAUGAUGACGAAGAGAAGGGUACAGGAGUCGUUUGUUUCUUGUAUAAAGACGGGAUUCCUCGAAGCGAACGUACUUUUGAGCACAUCCGCGCAUUGGCCACACGCUAUCCCCGGACAAAAUUUGUAUCCAUCGUUGGCGAUAAAUGCAUACCGAACCUCCCCGACUCUCGUAUACCUAUGUUGAUCAUAUACCGGAAAGGAGAGAUUCGCAAUCAAGUCAUCGCUUGGGGCUCGGACCGGGAACGACGGUCUGAAGAGCUGGAAGCCAUUUUACUAAUGACUGGCGCCGUCGACCUCCCCGAUGUUCCUCCGACAGAACAACGACGUGGUGACGACGACUCGGACGACGACGAUUCGGAAGACCGCCGUGAUCCUUCCGCUCGGAUGCGUUCUGCUGCCACCUCUACUAACGGAAGAACACAGAAAAAUAUCAGACGUUCAGGAGAUGACGGAGAUGAUUCCGACUUUGAGUUUGACCUGUAAUUCGUAUGUAUUUGACUUGUAUUUCUAGUGAAUUAAGCUGCUUUCACACCAUUCCGUCU
Messenger RNA from Desarmillaria tabescens, 993 nucleotides. RefSeq names its product thioredoxin-like protein. The record is from RefSeq and is a predicted model, not a curated record. Gene Ontology annotation, biological process: protein folding. NCBI's taxonomy places the organism in Eukaryota, Fungi, Basidiomycota, Agaricomycetes, Agaricales, Physalacriaceae. Bases 119 to 934 code for a protein of 271 amino acids. Gene Ontology annotation, cellular component: cytoplasm. The transcript has 4 exons.